This is a messenger RNA of Aspergillus pseudotamarii, 2874 nucleotides long. RefSeq lists its product as uncharacterized. Lineage: Eukaryota; Fungi; Ascomycota; Eurotiomycetes; Eurotiales; Aspergillaceae. The record is from RefSeq and is a predicted model, not a curated record. Bases 1 to 2874 code for a protein of 957 amino acids. The transcript has 3 exons.
AUGGCUUUCUUUUUCGGCCGUCGGCAUUCUGUCUCUGGUGCGCCCGCAGAGGACGAUGGCGUGCCUAGCAAUCCGAACUCGAGAUUGAGAAGAAGGGCAUCUGUUCCGAAUGCGCCGAGUCAGACUCGUGGCGCUCAUGACAGAAAUGUUUUUCAAGAUCUAUUCCGGAGACAUCGAGAUGAUUCAGAAAUGGAGAUGUCGACAGUGGAGAGGGGUCAUGAUACUACUCAUGCAAACCAACCUAAACAAUCCACGACAACAGCUGCUAAAGGCCACACGGGUUCCCAGAGCUCCCCGCAGGCGCGUAAUUCACCUGCAAAGGAGCACAACCAUGAGGGUAAACAUGAGGCUACAUCGUCAUCUGAAUAUGCUCUUAGCAAAGAAGAUAUCGAGACUCUUUUCUCGGGAGCCCCGUUUUUCCUCCUCGAAAGGGGUAAGUAUGAUCAUCAUUACCCACAGGUGAUCUUCCCCUUCGAUGACCACGAUCCUACUAUUCAGAAUCUGUGGGACAGAAAGCCACUACCUCAUCCGUCGUAUACUCUAUGUACAUUGCAUGCCCACCUACCUGUUCCUGACAGGUGGGUAAUCUCCAAAGAUGAGCCGAUACACCUCAAUAGUUGGAGAAAGACCGGAGGCGCCAAGAGAGCGACGUUCGACAUUGGGAUUUUUGAAGUACCAAACAUGCUGUCAAUGAACGGAAAGGACCCAGGAGCGGUUGGGUUUCGUUAUUUCCUAGAGCUCCCGGUGGCAGAUGCUGUGCGCUACCCGGAGAAACCAAAGACGAAAUUGAAUUACAUACAGCUUUCCUCGAUUCCGGCCUCGGAGAUAUAUGAAAUGAUGGAGCAUUAUCAUGACGUUUAUGCACUGCCUGGAGGCGCUGCAUAUGACCGGCACCAGUUACUCUGUGAUGGCCCAUCGGCCUGGAAAAAGAUCGGCGUACGGGACAUCAAUCUACAAUGCUUAGUGGAACGCCUGCGGACGUUAACAGAUCUCCGUCGCGAACUGUUACACGGAAAGAAAGCAACCACAAUCCUGGAUACCGAAUCUACCCGGGACUUGUACAGCGGCCUCUUCACUAAAUUCCUCUAUCCUCCUUCCAAACCUCUGCUCGCAGACUCCAGCCUGGCUCAUAGCCUCAAAUCUCAAAUCAAGUCUUUGACAAUGACCCUCGCCACAAGGGGCGCGUGGGUGGAUUUCAGUCUCCCUGAAUGGCGGUUAUAUGCAGGACAGUUGCUGUGGGGGGCCGGUCCUCAUCCGGACGGUGAUCUCUUGGACCCUUCUACGUGCUCAAAACCCUGGAUGCAUCCAACGCUCGAGCGCCGGGCCGACGAGCCAGAUCAACCUGGCGUCGACCCCGUAGAACAAACGGGUCACUCGAGGGGUGAAAGAAACCAUGAGAAGAAUCCUCGCUCUUUCUUCGAAAAUUUGCUCCACAGAUCGUUGUCCGGCUCAAGCGCCGAGUCCACCGAAUCAGCCUGGAAUUGCAGCCUGGUCCCAACAUAUCUCGACCAACAGCUUCAAGGAUUACUUGUGUUUGGUCAAGAAAUCGGCUGGCCAGGACUCGAUGGACUCAGAGCGCGCCUGAACUCUGCCAUUGGGUCAGGUCAACUGAGUGAUACAGUCGCUCAUGCAUAUGAACAGCCCGUGCACAAUAAGCUGCCAGCUGAAGUUGGCGCGCCUCUUAGGAAAGAGGAAAUGCAUACCAGAAGCCCAUCCCGCCGCUGGAUAGUCCUCCACUGCUCUCAAGAUCAGACGGCUUCUGUGCAGCUUGGUGGUUGGAUUACCCGGAGCUGGCUGUCUGGCUUUGUAUUCCCUGGAGAGCAAAUCAGCCAUCUGCUCAUGGCUACGAUAUUGGAAAAUGAUCCAGAUGCUCUUGCGAGCCUAGGGUCCAUUGCAAACCUGUAUGGUGGGUUCGCAUACAAAGGAAUGACUUGGUGGAGCAAAGAGUGUGUCGUCGGCCGAGUCCUGGCCAGUCUGGAAGAUACCAAAGAGUGUCUGGGAUGGAUAAGGAGUGCGGUUGUGCCCAAAGAUGCUUGGACAGUUCAGCCGCUGGACAAUUCAUGGUUCGAAGUUUCUGUUCAACCAUCCCUGUCAAUGCCUGGAAAGCCGCGCAUCCGCCAGGGGAAUAAAUUAGCGUAUGAAUCGACACCACUUGGCCGUGGUGAGCGAGUCAGCGGUGCAUUCUCCCUACCAAUGGACGCCCCGUUGGAGAAAGAUCUGAAGAAAGUCAGCUUCGAGACAUUGACAUUUUCUGGGAAAGGCGGGCAGUCAUUAGAAAGCACGCCGCAUCCCAUCGCCGCCAGGACCCUUAUGACCUUUUCGAUCGCCUCAGGGACUGACUCACCCUGGAAAGUCUCCUUUCAAUUGAGAUACAACGUCCGUUUCAUUACAUCUCACGAAUGCCGCCCACCGGGCAACUUCAUAUCGUAUCACUGCGCAUGCCCCACUGGGAGUGGCACAUCGACGCCGUCCAGCAGUUCAAGUCCCCGACACCACCACCGUCUCCCAGGCCAUCCUCUCCACAGCGGGUACAAAUACAAACACAUCUCGUUGGACUCCCUCCCCGAACACAAUGUCCCUGACGACGCUUUCCUCGACGGCAACCACCAAAGCAACCACAGCAACCAUCACAGGAAGCACGAAGUGCUCAUCGUCGAUGCGCGUGGCGGUCACGAAAGGGAAACCUUCGCCCGAGCGUGGUGCGCUUCACUUGGAUAUGAUGCUCUCAUUGGCAGAGUCGGACGGACGUGUCUAGCGUGCUGCAUCAGAGAAGCCAGAGCCAUUAGCGUGAAAGUCGUCCUGCGCGUGGAUGGCGGUGUCAAUCGGUCUCCGUAUCCGUCUACUCAGACGCUACCUGGUUUGAAGGAGAUCUGA